Drosophila takahashii is the source of this 4953-nucleotide messenger RNA. RefSeq names its product Guanine nucleotide exchange factor subunit Rich (gene Rich). The record is from RefSeq and is a predicted model, not a curated record. NCBI's taxonomy places the organism in Eukaryota, Metazoa, Arthropoda, Insecta, Diptera, Drosophilidae. Gene Ontology annotation, biological process: retrograde transport, endosome to Golgi; intracellular protein transport. Gene Ontology annotation, cellular component: Golgi membrane; Ric1-Rgp1 guanyl-nucleotide exchange factor complex; cytosol. Gene Ontology annotation, molecular function: protein binding.
GCUGUGAUUUCGGGGCGAAUGUCAGCACUCACAUUUGUAUACGCGUAAAAUCGCGCAGAAUUCUUGUUGUGCUGUGGAAUGUUUGGUAAAAGUGCUAAUUAGGCGAGGGAGAUCAUGUAAAACUGGGCGUAACCCACACAAUGUAAUUGCACCCGCACCCGUCCGCAGGCAAAAACCGUUUUUCCGCACCCCCGCCCUUGCUAAUGCAGUUUUCCGUUUGCGCAGCCACUUUUCACUCGGAGGAUGUACUUUCCCGUGGGCUGGCCCAAGCGGGUGGGCCUGGCGCUGCCCGGCGAGAGCGCCAGUAUCCGGCACAUCUGCUGCGACGCGGUCAAGAUACUCGUGGCCGCCGUGGGCGAUGACUUCCUGGGCAUCUGGUACGCCAACCCGCUCAUUCCCAUCGCCUACUUUCGGCGCACGGAGGACUCCUUGCGGCAGUACGGCUCGAACCAGGUGAUUGUGUGGAAGCCCGACUCCCGGCAACUGGCCCUGCUGACCGCAUCCGGCGCCCUGCUGCUCUACCAGCUGGACUUCGAUGCGAAUGGAAGUGGUAUCCUUCUGCAGGUGGAUCCACCCUCUGCGAGCCUCAAACGCGACUCCGCCGAGCUGUUCAUCAAGGAGAACAUUCCCCGCCUGAGCCUGCGCGAGCUGUGCAGCGUUACCCUGGGCUCCGUCAUCACCACCGUGUGCUGCAUCAGCCUCAGCGAACUCCUCCUGGCCACUCAGUCCUGCGAGCUGCUGCGCUUGCAAUGGACUCAGCUGGAGCACGCCGAGAACGAACUGGAGCUGCCAGCCCUGGCGGCCAUCAAGCUGCGCGACAUUCCCUUCUACGUGCAGCAGCAGCAGCAGCAGUCCGCCGCCCGGAAUGUUCCACCCCUGAGCAGGGACUCCUAUGUGGCCUCGCUGGAGUACUCCCCGUUUAUCGGCGGCUGUGCGGCCGUCUUCAGCGAUCGCCGUGCCGCCUUCCUGAUUGCCAACCAUCUGAGAUUCGAGACCGACCACAUGCACGGCUUCUGGGUGCCCGAUGUGGAGGAUGCGAGCGUCUGCAGUGUGAACCACAAGUUUCGGCUGUUGGCCUACGGCCAGGAGAGCUCCGCGGUGAAUGUUUAUGGGAUAGACGAGGCCACCGGCGGGCUGGAGUUCUCGCACCGCCUUAUGCUCACGGAAAAUGUGCUGCCCGGCAGUCUGGGCUCGGUGAACGAGCUAAAGUGGAGCCCCGACGGCUGCGUCCUGGCAGUUAGUUGGACGAAUGGUGGUCUGUCCCUCUGGAGCACAUUUGGAGCGCUGCUAAUGUCCACCCUAAGCUGGGACUUUGGCCUCAACGUGGAUCUAGUUCGGCAAAAUCCCCUCAAGCUCCGCCGGCUGGAGUGGUCCACCGAGGGCUAUCAGCUUUUUAUGCUGACGCAGCAGCCGCCGGAGAGGGAGGAAAACGACAAGAGCAAUGUGCUGCAGCUACAGUUUGUAAAGAGUGCGCUGAGCAUGAAUCCCUGCAUGACCACCAAUCCGCACAUCCUGCUGCAGGGCGACGAUUGCCUGUACCUCAACCAGGGCAACAACUUGGAGCAGACAUAUGCCGGCAGCCAGGCCACGUUCCCCUCUAGCGGCGUGGGCUCGGAUGACACGAUAUCCGGCGAUGGCGACUGCCUAGAGUUGAAGCAGAGCCCGCACACGGGCAGCAUCCUCACGGAGAGCAAGUAUUGGACGGUUUUGCAGCUGCCGCUCAACUAUGCGGCCACCAACUGGCCAAUUCGGUAUGCUGCAAUCGAUCCGGAUGGACUCCACUUGGCGGUGGCCGGGCGCACUGGCCUGGCGCACUACUCGCUGGUCACCCGCCGCUGGAAGCUCUUCGGCAACGAGUCGCAGGAGAAGGACUUUGUGGUCUCCGGCGGGCUUCUCUGGUGGCACGGCUUUGUGGUCAUGGGAUGCUACUCACUGCUGGACCGCACGGACGAGCUGCGUUGCUAUCCGGCGGACUGCAAGCUGGACAACCAAUACGGCCACAAGCUGCAGGUGCGUGCGCCUGUUAUAAGCCUCAACUCAUUUCGGCACCAGUUGAUUGUUCUGACUGCCGAUGGGAUCGUGAGUCUGUUUAAUAUGUCCAAAAAAUCGGCCUAUGCCUUGGAUAUUGAGUGCGCCUACGAACUGGAUGUGAAGAGCAUCUGCAUCCACCCCGCGUGCAUAGUGAGUUUGACAGUGACGAACCUUAAGAAUGAGCUAAAGCCACAGGGUCAGCAGCCGGGUGGCGAGCAGGCGGAGACUAUAAUUGUAAACGUUUGCGGCCGCAUCUUGAUGAUCCAGCGCGACGCUGGGGAACAGGUUCCCAACACUCUGUUAGCCACGUGCUUGGCUAGCUGCGUCGAGGUCUUCUGGCUGUCGCACUCCCUGGAACGCUGUGCGAUGCGCGACUGCCUCUGGCUUUACUCGGGGGCCCACGGCAUGCGUGUGUGGCUUCCAAUCCUACCGCCGGGAAGGGAGCGGCGCGAGGGAGAGCAGGGCGGUGCCCAGCGUCUGCACAGCUUUAUGUCGAAGCGGAUAAUGCUGGGAUUUCCACUGAAACUUUACCCCCUCGUCGUGCUCUUCGAUAAUGUAAUCGUGCUGGGAGUGGAGAACGAGAGCACGCUGUAUGCCAAUGAGCAGGGCUCCCACUUCUCACUUCCGUUCGCCGUGAUGGAGCGCAAGUCGCAGAUCUAUCUGCACAAGGUGCUGCGCCAGCUGAUUAAGCGGAACCUUGGAUACUCUGCGUGGGAGAUUGCGCAGUCGUGUCGCUCGCUGCCUUAUUUUCCGCACGCCCUAGAACUUCUGCUCCACGAGGUUCUGGAGGAGGAGGCCACAAGCAAGCAGCCCAUUCCGGAUGCACAGCUGCCCAGCAUUCUGGAUUUUAUAAGGGAGUUCCCUGUCUACUUGGAGACAAUUGUGCAGUGUGCCCGCAAAACAGAGAUUGCCCUGUGGCCUUAUCUCUUUUCAAUGGCCGGAAAGCCCAAGGAUCUGUUCCAGAUGUGCCUGCAGUCGGAGCAGCUAGACACGGCGGCCAGCUACCUGAUAAUCCUGCAGAACCUGGAGCCCUCUGUGGUGAGCAAGCAGUAUGCCACCAUGCUGCUGGACAUUGCUCUGCAGCAGCGAAAGUGGGAGCUGGCCAAGGAUCUGAUUCGCUUUCUAAAGGCCAUCGAUCCAAACGAGAUCGAUUCGCCGCGCUCCUCGAUGGUGGUGAAUGUGAAAAUCGCUCCGCCUCCCCAGGUGAACACACAGCAGCAGGUGAACCAGAAUGCGGAUGCCUUUAACAUGGUCCUGGGUCCCAUUGCCAGAGAGAGAAGUUUCUCCACCACGGUGACUAGCAACCUGCCAAAAGACAAACAGGCUCCCGGGGCUCCACCGGUGGCUCCCCUGACGGAAACGGGCAGUUCGGGGGCACCUACGGUGGUGCGUCGUCGGUCCACUAAGCAGCGCGAGACAUUCUGCAUCGAUCUGAUCCUGCAGCGCCAUGCUCGCCAACUGCUGCAGAACCACAAACUCACGGACUUGGGCUAUAUGUGCGCGUACCUGGACUUUCACCUUGUCAGCUGGUUGUCACAGGAAUCGGAGCGUGCAGCCAAAUUGGAUGACUUUGCGGGAGCCCUGCAAGCGCUGCACGUGGAACUGCAGCUGCCCAGUCCAUUUCCCACUCCGGCCAAAGACGACUUUGCCCAGCUACGCGGCAGUCUUCGGCAGACAGGAGGAGGCGGGGGAUCCUCACAGACAUCGGAGUCUGGCUACUUCAGCCUAGCCACGCCCAACGGGGCAGCAACGCAGUCGCCACAACUGCAGCCAAGCAUUCGGGAGGAGGAGGAAGAGCUGCAGCAGCCCAGCUCAUUGCCAGCAGUGCUGAAGACGCGCUCGGGAUCGCAGCUUUCGUUCGACAACUUCCGCUACCGCCGGCUGUACUCGCUGCCGGCAUCGGAGGACGACCUGGCUGUGGAUCCGCUGCCCGAGAAGCUGUCCAUCAAGCUGCGCUAUCUGCUGCAGCUCUUUAUCGAGGCCAAUUGCACGGACUACGCGCUGGUUCUAUCCAUCCUGCUCCAAGAUGCGGCCUCCAUAUCGAGAAUUGUCAACGGGAUAAUCCGCAGCGAAUCUGUACACACCUGUCUGCGCACGGAGACCGCCCUGAAGCAAUUGAGUCAGAGCACCUUUGAACACAGCGGAUCUUUGUACCGGGGAUUUGUGCUCACUUUGCAGCCGCACCUCUACCUGCUGGAACAGUACAUCCAGUCGCUGGGGGACGCCGCCUGCCUGCCGCUCCAAGAUGCCAGCCCGGGCACCGAGCAGGGCGUCGACGUGGCCACUGGACUCCACGGACUGGAGAACGAGGAGGGCGAAUUUGUGCCAAAAUCGCAGCAGGCGAACGGAAACCAAUGGACGGUGACGGACCAUCACCCGAAUAUUCAGCGGCUCACGCGACAUGCAAGCUUGGAGUCGAAUGGGAACGCAGCGGUGGCCAGCGGCUCCUCCGCCCAUUCAACGCCCACUCAGCGCCAGCUGCCGCGGCAGAACAGCCGCGAGCGGGAGGGAUGUCGCCUCAUGUAAGCCGUUAGCCGUAAUCCGAGCGGUUUAAUCCGUACUCCACAUACUCAGCGCAAGGAUGUAGAUACAUACGUACGAGCACUUAUUUGUCAGUGAAAAGCGUUUUGUUGCUGUAACUCGUUGUUAAAAUUUUCCGUUAAUUGUAAGCCAGCGUACACACUCAGAAACAGGGUUAGAGAAGGGACCGGACCGAAACUCACAUGCAGACAACGAAGCGUAGCCGGCAAAAGAAAAACAAACAACCGUAUAACCGUAUGAAGCAUACGUAAUGUAAUCCAUAAUUUAGUAGAUGAAAUUUGCUGCAAUAUUUGUUAAUUAAAAUUAUACAACCAAUAUACUUAAAUAUACAAAUCAAAUACAAUUAUAUUUUUACUAAUAAAUGAAACUAUUUAACAAUAA